CGUCACAAACGCAAACUAUUCCCAGGCACAUCCCAUUUCCAAUCCCCCACCCUUCCUCUCUCUCUCCCCCGCCCCUAGCCGUCGCCGGAGAGAGAGAGGGACGCGGCCGCGGGAGAAGAAGGAGGGAAGAUGAUGAUGACACGGGCCUCCAUGGGGGCCAUGGAGGGCGCGGCGCUGGACGAGGUGGUGCGGCGAUUGGUCGAGGGCGGCCGCGGCGGGCGGCAGGUGCAGCUGUCCGAGGCGGAGAUCCGGCAGCUCUGCGUCGACGCCAAGCGGGUUUUCCUGUCCCAGCCGAACCUCCUCCGCAUCCAGGCCCCCGUCAAGAUCUGCGGUGAUAUCCAUGGUCAGUUUGUUGAUCUUCUGAGGUUGUUUGAUUUGGGUGGUUAUCCUCCAACCUCAACCUAUGUAUUCCUCGGAGACUACGUAGAUAGAGGCAAACAGAGCUUGGAAACUAUAUGCUUACUGCUGGCCUACAAAAUAAGGUACCCUGACAAGGUUUUCCUGUUAAGGGGUAACCAUGAAGAUGCAAAAAUCAACAGAGUUUAUGGUUUCUAUGAUGAAUGCAAGAGGAGGUUCAAUGUUCGACUGUGGAAGAUAUUCUCUGAUUGCUUCAACUGCCUGCCUAUUGCAGCACUCAUUGACGACAAGAUACUGUGCAUGCAUGGUGGCCUUUCACCUGAACUGACUAACCUGGACCAAAUAAAGGAUAUUGAGAGGCCGGCUGAGAUUCCUGAUUAUGGUCUCCUGUGUGAUUUGCUUUGGUCUGAUCCUAGCCCUGACGGAGAAGGGUGGGGGGAGAGUGACAGAGGUGUUUCAUGUACGUUUGGUGCAGAUAUGCUUAUAGAGUUCUUGGAGAAAAAUGAUCUUGAUCUUAUCUGCCGAGCCCAUCAGGUGGUAGAAGAUGGUUAUGAGUUCUUCGCACAGCGGAGAUUAGUCACCAUCUUCUCAGCUCCAAAUUACUGCGGGGAAUUCGAUAAUGUAGGUGCUCUGUUGAGCAUAGAUGAAAAUCUAAUGUGCUCAUUUCAAAUCUUGAAGCCAAAUGAAACAGGCACAUCGCGGGUAAAAAGACAAAUUCCAAAUAAGCCAGCAACCGGGGGAAGUGCCUGAUCUGAUCAACAUCCAUUCCUUCAAUAUUAGCAUCGUCAGCUCGAAGGGGGUGAUCUGAUCUAUUGUUUGGAUCCACCAGGGCAUGGCAAUAUUCAUCCACCAGCCAAUUGUCUUGCUUAACCACCCUUAGUUGCCGAGCAUUUGUAAAUGUCCAUUGGCUCUGCACUCGUUUUCUCUGUACAGAAUUAGGCCGGAUUUAACAGCACCACCUAUUCUGGUUGUUCUUCCUGGUUGCGCGGCAUCUGUUUUUGUAAGUUACUUUUGUGGUACAUUUUUGCCUGUGGAUGUUGAUAGCUUCUGUUUGUGAGCAUCUAUUAUUUGCCUUAUGUUUGUGACGUGACGUUUUA
This is a messenger RNA of Aegilops tauschii subsp. strangulata, 1454 nucleotides long. Its product is annotated as serine/threonine-protein phosphatase PP1. Gene Ontology annotation, molecular function: protein serine/threonine phosphatase activity. Lineage: Eukaryota; Viridiplantae; Streptophyta; Magnoliopsida; Poales; Poaceae. Gene Ontology annotation, cellular component: nucleus; cytoplasm. The record is from RefSeq and is a predicted model, not a curated record.